AUAUGUAUGCCAAGUCUCAAUCCGAAUGUAACUUCCAUUAUCAAAAAGGUCAAGAUCAAUUUUAGACAACUUUACUUGGAGUGCAUUUGGGAAGACGGUUUUAGCGCUAUUAUGUAUUCUAUGCUUUAUCAUUUGUAGACAUAAAACAAGGAUAGAAGAAUCCUACAUUACCGAUAUAGCUUGAAUUGAGACCACAGAAUUCUAUAGUAUAUAUAGAAGCCUGUGAUUGUGACAUAUAGACAUGUAUGAACCGGAAAGUAUAUUAAAGAUUUAAAAAAAGUAUUACAUACAAUUUGAUUUCAUUACUUCUUAUCUAAAGAACAAUGAAGCUCACGGGGGUGUUAUACAAGCAACAUAUAGGCAGACAGCUUAAAAAAUUAUGGUAUGUGAAGCGAGAACGCAAAGUGAGAGAUACCAAAAUAGAAGGAAAGUUGUCGAAAUUGGGAAUUCAGGUGAAGGAUCCCUUAGAAGUGAUCAGUCCAAAACGGGAAUUUUCAAAGUUAAAGCUAGAAUUUUUGAAGCCAAGACCAAUAGUGUUUGACGAAACGCAUCCCGACUGGAAAGCUAAAGUUUGCUUGAUAUUUAAGGAUAAUAACGUUUUGCAAGAAGGAUUUCGUCAAGCACAGAUAUUGACGAACACUGUGUGUCUGCCGAACAGUUCUUCAAAUUAUAUCCAAGAUUUAUUUCCAGAUCUACCGGAACAUGUAGACAGCAUAGUAAAACGGAUAAUUUAUACUUCGAAUAUAUUUGAUGCUCAUCAAGAAAAACUACCAAAGAGGAAAGAUCCUGAAAGACCUGCAUGGGUGUUUCCUAGAGAUUAUGGUAUAACUAAUCGUAGAAAAAUGCAGAAUUUAUCUAGAAAAUUUUUACAACUUUGCGAGUCCUUAUCGGGUCCAGAGAUCGCACAGAAACGAUGUAUAUUUUAUAAUGGAAUCACAAAGUUAAACUUAGAUAAGGAAUCAGACCUUAUUCAAUUUACCCUAAGCUCAGAUGUGACGGUCAUGUCGGCAAAUCCUCUAAAACCAAUAGAAAAUUCUAACAGCAAUAUGGAAAUAGAUCUUCCGAAUAUGCAGCCACUGCAUCACACUAUUGGUUUGGACGAGACAAACUUCUACAAAACUGAGGAUAUGUAUCCUGUCAGUCCAACUAUACCUUGGAUAAACGUCCACACUAUUUUUGUGCAUUAUGACCCCGUUUAUGUGAGAAAUAAGACGGAAUUACCUGUGACACAGAGUCAGAUUUUUAGUCGCACUUUGAUAAAAACGUACACCAUGGCGGCGUCCUGUGCACGGCAAAAGUUUGGCUCAUCCGUGAAGAAACUACCAGAGCCCGUGACUGUGCAAUGUAUUCAAUCAGAUGGAAAGAAUUAUCACUUUUUCGUAUUUCAACUCAAUUCGUUAGACGCCAAGGACGUCAGUGUAAAAAAUUUCUGGUGUUCUUUACCGUCGUUGACGCUUUAUGAAAAAGCUGAAUAUGAUAAUGGUAGACCAGUAGUCGAAGGAUAUAAUCCAGAGGUAUUCAGAAGAAUACUUGCGCUUUACAGGAAUGGAAGUUAAAUAAAAUCUGUUAAAUAAAA
Molecule: messenger RNA, 1576 nt
Organism: Trachymyrmex septentrionalis
Lineage: Eukaryota; Metazoa; Arthropoda; Insecta; Hymenoptera; Formicidae
Gene: mRpL37
Product: 39S ribosomal protein L37, mitochondrial
Exons: 7
Coding region: 324-1556 (410 amino acids)
Biological process (GO): translation
Cellular component (GO): mitochondrion; ribosome
Molecular function (GO): structural constituent of ribosome
Source: RefSeq, a predicted model, not a curated record